Messenger RNA from Poeciliopsis prolifica (blackstripe livebearer), 1456 nucleotides. Its product is annotated as SUN domain-containing protein 3-like. The transcript has 9 exons. Gene Ontology annotation, molecular function: protein-membrane adaptor activity. Gene Ontology annotation, biological process: nuclear envelope organization. Gene Ontology annotation, cellular component: nuclear envelope; meiotic nuclear membrane microtubule tethering complex. Lineage: Eukaryota; Metazoa; Chordata; Actinopteri; Cyprinodontiformes; Poeciliidae. The record is from RefSeq and is a predicted model, not a curated record. The coding region runs from base 87 to 1034 and encodes 315 amino acids.
AGGAAUUCAUCCAUUUGAAGAGUUAGACGUCGGAUAGAUUACUUCAAAAAAUUCAAGAAAUUGAACUGAGCUUCAGUUUUUCGAUCAUGCUUAGAAGAAGUGAACGUUUGAGAAACAACGGAUACUAUGAUAUGGAUGGACAACCUGUUAUUUCAUACAGGGAGGCGCCAAUCAGGGCCAUAAGGAGGCGCUUAACAGGUCGUCCUGAAAACCACCCUGCAGUCACAUUUAGAGAGAGGUCACAUUAUUCUGGUGACAAUGUGAUUGACAGAGAAAGACAGAUGAUGAUGACUCUGUUGCAGGGUGGUUUUGAUAUAUCAGUCUUUGUCUUUCUCAUCUUCGUCACUUUUGGAUGUAUUUGCUGUAUUAUUUCCUUCCACUCACGAUCUUCACAGUUGUCUCUCACAACUCUAACAGACAUGGUUACGAUCUUUGGACGCAAGGAUCAAAGACAUCUCUCCAACCUGGAGCUCUUGGAGCAGAAGGUUGACUACCUUCUGCCACAAGCAGACCUGUGGCCCAACUUUGCUCUGGAGUCUCAAGGAGCAAAUAUUUUACACAAGAUGACCUCAGAGGCUUAUGACAUCAAUAAAGAAGUUGGAAGGUUUGGGAAAUUGUUCAAGAGACCUCCUAUUGGCCCAGGCAUUGUUAUUAAGGGAAAAAAUCGUCUGCAACCUGGAAAAUGCUGGGCCUUUCCAGGUUUCCAGGGACGUUUGGGCGUCUCACUUUCACACCCAGCCACCAUCAGACAUGUGUCCCUGGGUCACAUUGCUAAGACUGUGUCCCCAACGUCCUCUGUCUCUAGUGCUCCCAAAGAAUUUUCUGUAUAUGGAAAGAAGAAUUUAGAAGAUGAGGAAACUCAUUUGGGAACUUUCCAAUACGAUGAAGAUGGAGACCAAAUACAGACCUUCAAACUUCCUGCCGAUAAAGUUGGUUCCUUCCGUCAUGUGACUCUAAAGGUGAACAGCAACUGGGGUCAUCCGGACUACACCUGCCUCUAUAACUUUAGAGUGCAUGGAGAAAUUGCAAAAUGACGAGGAGAAAUGGAUGACAUAUGGAGAAAACUAUUUUUUUACCCUUUGAUAUAUCUCUUUUGUAUAUGUUUACACAAUUAAUUUUAAUUCCUCACAAAAAGUCCUCACAGUCAACCGUAAGUAGCACAAUGGCACAGUUAGUAGCACUGUUACCUUUCAGAAAGAGGUUCAGACGUAAUAAAAGUGGGAUUUGUGGGUUUUCUCCGGGUGCUCCGGCUUCCUCCCUCAGACAUUUUAAAAUUGGCACGUGUGGGUUCUCUCUGGAAGCUCCGGCUUCCUCCCACAGAAAUAAUAAAAGUAGGAUUUGUGGGUUCUCUCUGGGUGCUCCGGCUUCCUCCCACAGAAAUAAUAAAAGUAGGAUUUGUGGGUUCUCUCUGGGUGCUCCGGCUUCCUCCCACAGAAAUAAUAAAAGUAGGAUUUGU